AUGGGAAUUAUCGGUGGUGAGAUGGGAUUUGGCUCCGGACAGUGGCGCAAGACGGUGGAGAGGGCUGGAGUCUGGAGUUGGCGCCGGAUGGAGAAAUCAGAGAUGGGAUUUGGGAAGAGGGAGGCGCCGCUCAAUCACCACGCCUUCACACAAGCGAACCCCACCUCCUGUCCGGCCGCCAGCGCCGCCAGUUCUUCCAUGUCUCCCUCAAACUCCACUAAACCCUACCGACCCGAAUCGACUCAGCAACGGCAGAGCUCGGAACCAAGAACCCCAAUCCAGGAAACCCCCGAUCCACCAACAGACAUAAAGACUGCCGGAAUUCAUGAAAAGGAGGCCGUUUUCGAGAAAGACGCGGAAGAACCGAUGAACGACGGCGAUGAAGAGGGUGAAUGUGGGUUUUGCUUAUUUAUGAAAGGGGGUGGAUGUAAAGAGACAUUUGUGGAGUGGGAGAAGUGUAUCGAGGAAGCAGAGAAGAAGGAAGAUGAUGUAGUGCAAAUGUGUUUUCAGGCGACUACAUUUUUAAAGAAGUGCAUGGAGGCGCAUUCCGAUUACUAUGCUCCGAUUUUGCAGGCGGAGAAGUCUCUCGAGGAGGAGGCGGUCAAGCAGUUGGAGGAGGAGAAGGAAAAGUUGAGUGGUGAAGGAGUCGGCGUCGCCGUCGGCGGCCGCCAAGAAUCGGAGAAGAAGGAAGCUUUGGGUGGUAAUGAUUCAAAGAAGCAAUCUUGAUUGAUUUUGGUGGGACUUUGGUGAUUGAUCUUCUUCGUUUAUUUGGUUGCUGAAUUUUGUCAGGAUUCAGAAUAUAUAUAUAUAUAUAUAUAUAUAUAUAUUUAUUUGAAUAAUGAGAUAGGAUAUUGAGCCGACCCCUACAAGAAUGGGCUUUUGAUGAAUUAAUUACAUUGGGCAUUGAAAGUAAAAUUUAUCAGUGCAUAUUGCAUCACUGUUGUUUAACUCGUGGGAUCAAUUUAUUUUGAAGAUGUUUACAGUCUGUUUAUAUAGUUUAUUAUGUGCUGCCUUGCUAAAUUGAUAUGUUGCCUCUCUGCAUAGACAAGGAGCUUGGAAGCCUAAAACGAAUUGAUAUGUAUGUUUGAGAGUUGCUUGGCUGGAGAUGAAUGUGGAAUACUAUUAUACUUUAUAUCCAUGAGGAUUUUGGAGUUGUAGAACUCUUGUCUGAGCUUCUCAAUAGCAAAGGUUUCUUGGAUAAGUUUGGAAAUUUACAAGUUCUAUUCCCUUUAGACGGAAUAUCCACAGGCACUUCCAUAAGGGGUUCAUGCUUUUAUAAUCCGUAAAGGAGAUACCGUGUUCCUUCUAGAUUUCUAGUUCUUGAAUUGCUUACUUUUCUGCAUAUAAGAAAUUUUUGGAUCACUGCAAGAGCAAGAAGGACAGAGCGAUCUAAAGUCAGACGAGUAUUCAGUUAUCAAAGAAUGUGUCUUUCACAUAUCUAAUUUUCUUCCUUGUAUCAUGUGGUGUUGACUCUGUUGAGCUUUCUACUCUAUUUUCCUGUCUCUUGGUAGGAAGAGUCGUCUCUUGGUAGGCAGAUUCUCGUCAUGUCAAUGCAUGUGAUUUUGAGGAACAGCUACUUCAUAGUGAGAUCUUGAAUGCUGCAGGGAAAUACAAGCGAACUGCGAGUUGAAAGGUAAUGGCACUGAUUUGAAAGCUCGGAAUUUGCCAACGUUGUUGAGAUGUUCGUUCUCCAGCCUGCACAUCAAACAGAUUCCAUUACAU
This is a messenger RNA of Salvia miltiorrhiza (redroot sage), 1722 nucleotides long. RefSeq lists its product as uncharacterized. The transcript has 3 exons. Bases 1 to 726 code for a protein of 241 amino acids. NCBI's taxonomy places the organism in Eukaryota, Viridiplantae, Streptophyta, Magnoliopsida, Lamiales, Lamiaceae. The record is from RefSeq and is a predicted model, not a curated record.